AUGUUAUUCUCUGAUCCUGCUUUGGGCAAAGGGGUGUUGUAUUUGGCAACCCAUUUGAGUGCAGAAUGUUUCAGCAUAGAAAAAGUUGUGGUUGUGAGAGAUGAAGAUGAUGAUGAUGAUGAUGAUGAUGGGGCAUGUGCUUUGCCGUUGUGGGAGAGCAAGAGCAUUGAUGCAGUAGGUGCCAUGGAUUUGGAUAAGCCAAUGCAAAGAGAGAUGUGUGAUAUGAAGCCAAGUUGGCGAAAUUAA
Molecule: messenger RNA, 246 nt
Organism: Sphenostylis stenocarpa
Lineage: Eukaryota; Viridiplantae; Streptophyta; Magnoliopsida; Fabales; Fabaceae
Source: the annotation of a GenBank genome assembly